Quercus robur (English oak) is the source of this 1512-nucleotide messenger RNA. RefSeq lists its product as uncharacterized. Gene Ontology annotation, cellular component: cytoplasm. Gene Ontology annotation, molecular function: protein-lysine N-methyltransferase activity. The transcript is spliced from 7 exons. Gene Ontology annotation, biological process: peptidyl-lysine monomethylation; peptidyl-lysine dimethylation. The coding region runs from base 220 to 1248 and encodes 342 amino acids. NCBI's taxonomy places the organism in Eukaryota, Viridiplantae, Streptophyta, Magnoliopsida, Fagales, Fagaceae. The record is from RefSeq and is a predicted model, not a curated record.
GGAAUUCUGUAUAGUAGAGUGGAUCCAAAUGGAAGAUCCGAACCGGAAAGUUCAAAUGGAGAAGUAGACUACUAGUCCAGUGCUGUAACCUUAAACCAAUUUGAAAGUAAGAGAGUCUGAGUCUCAUCUCAUCACUCCCAAAUCCCAAUAUCACCUUUACGUUUCAUUUCCCAAUCUCUCUCUCUCUUUCUUUGUAUUGAAAAACGAGAAAUAGUAGAAAUGGCUGGUAUCCGAUUGGCUCCGGAGGACCCAGAGCUCUCGUCUCAGCAAAGCCGAGGCGCAGUGGUCUCCGAUCUCAUCUCCGACGACGAGCGCUCCGUCGCCGCCGACUCCUGGUCCAUCAAGAGCGAGUACGGCAGCACUCUCGACGAUGACCAGCGCCAGACCGACGCCGCCGACGCCCUCUCCGCCGCCAACUUCCCCCCCGCCCCUUCCUCCGAUUACAGUUCUGACAAGGAGGAAGUAGAGGCUGAAGAAGCAGCGCAAUCGAUGCUAGGGCUUCAGAGUUAUUGGGAUUCUGCUUAUGCCGAUGAGUUGACUAAUUUUCGCGAACAUGGCCAUGCCGGUGAAGUUUGGUUUGGAGCUGAUGUCAUGGAAUUAGUUGCUUCUUGGACCAAAGGUUUGUGUAUUGACAUUUCUCAUGGUCAAUUACCGAAUCAUGUUGAUGAUACCAAGUCUGAGCUGGUUGAUCAGGGUGAUAAAUAUCUGUCUACAUGGAGUGUUCUUGAUAUUGGGACUGGCAAUGGUUUGCUUCUUCAAGAACUUGCUAAGCAGGGGUUCUCUCAUUUAACUGGAACUGAUUAUAGUGAAGGGGCAGUUCAGCUUGCUCGAAGCCUUGCUGAUCGUGAUGGAUUUGCCAAUAUUAAUUUUUUGGUUGAUGAUGUUCUUGAGACAAAGUUAGAAAGACAGUUUCAACUCGUCAUGGACAAAGGGACUUUAGAUGCCAUUGGGUUGCAUCCUGAUGGCCCUGUCAAAAGGAUGAUGUACUGGGAUUCAGUUUCAAGAUUGGUGGCAUCUGGUGGAAUAUUAGUGAUCACAUCGUGUAAUAGUACAAAAGAUGAAUUGGUGCAAGAAGUGGAAAGUUUCAAUCAAAGAAGAGUUGCUAUGUCCCAGGAACAUGAGAAGGAUGAAGAAGCAGGCAGAGAACCUCCCUUUCGGUACCUGAAUCACAUUCGUUCAUAUCCAACGUUCAUGUUUGGUGGAUCUGAGGGAUCACGUGUUGCCACUGUGGCAUUUGUCCGGAGCUGAAAUUGCAAGUCCUUUGUCAUUGUUGGAUAUGCUUCCCGUUAAAUGGUUUGAUACAGUUUAUGCUUCUUGUGUGUGGGUAGAAAAUGAAAAGUUCAUGACUUAAGGAAGUUCUUUUGUUUGAGAUCAUGAAAUUUGCUGAUUCAUGUGAAAAAUGCGAGGCUUUAAUUUGGCAGGGAACUUAUGGCUUCUUUUUGUAAUUAAGGAAAUUGAAUUACAGUGUUCCUUUUUUGGGAAAAAAAAUGAAGUAGAUUGUUCUUGGUAGAA